AUGGGCGCCCCCUCUCCCGGGCCGGUGUGCCCUCUCUGCCUGGGCAGCCUGCAGGAAGAACCCCAUGCAGACGGGGAGGCAAGCCUGCCAAGCGCCAGCCUCCAGCCUGCCGUGCAGGCGGUGGUGGACAAGUACGAGGUCCCGGUCGGCCAGGGCUUCUCCCUGGACGUCAGCCUGCCGGCGGCCGCAGCCGUCCGCGCUCGGGCGAUGGCCGUCCGCCACCCCGGCGCCUGCGCCGGCGCCUACGUGGACCUGAAGGAGGCGCUGCGCCUCAGAUUCACGCCGCCCCUGGAGGCCGUGCUGGGGACGAGCUGCGCGCCCGGGGCGGGGCUGCGCUUGACCCUGGCGCUCAGCGCACCGGGCGUUGCGGGCGAGGGCGCCUGGCUGGCGCAGGGCAUCCAGCAGCAGGUGGACCAGAGCCGGCGGCGGCGCCACACCGGGAAGCGGCGGCACGGCAAGCAGGACAUCGUCCCCGCCGAUGCGAUGGUGGCGUCGGCCCGCCUGCUGGGGCGCGACAUCCCACAGUCGCCCUGGUUCAUCGAUGGCGAGCGCCGGGGGGGGGUCUCGCUGGAGGAGCGCCUGGCGGCGGUGGUGCUCCCCGGCCUGCGCUGCUCCGACGCCUCCUUCCUUUCUUCUGGCCGCGAGGACAUGGACGUCCGCAUGCUGGGCACCGGCCGGCCCUGGGCGCUGGAGCUGCGGGACGCGGGGCGCGCGCCGCCGGACCAUGGCGCCUGCCUGGACCUGGAGCGUGGGAUCAACGAGGCCGAGGCGGGGCGCGUGGGCGUGCGAGGCCUGCGCGUCUUGACCCCGGCCGAGGUAGCUGCCAUCAAGGCCGAGGACGGGGACCGGGAGAAGUCGUAUGUGGCCCUGUGCUGGGCCCCGCGUCCAGUGGGCGAGCAGGAGGUGGCGCAGCUGGAGGCGAGGCAGGGGCUGGUGAUUAAGCAGCAGACGCCCAUGCGGGUGCUGCACAGGCGGGCCAACCUGGUGCGACCCCGGACCGUUGUGUGCAUGCGCGUGAGGUCGGUGCCGUCCUCCUCGUGCUUCCUGCUGGGCCUGCGCACCCAAUCGGGGACGUAUGUCAAGGAGUUCGUACACGGCGACCUGGGGCGCACGGUCCCGUGCCUGGGGGACCUGCUGGGCAUGCCUGUGACCAUCCUGCAGCUGGACGUCAUGGACAUUCACAUGGAUUUCUGA
Molecule: messenger RNA, 1194 nt
Organism: Auxenochlorella protothecoides
Lineage: Eukaryota; Viridiplantae; Chlorophyta; Trebouxiophyceae; Chlorellales; Chlorellaceae
Product: Putative tRNA pseudouridine synthase Pus10
Exons: 5
Coding region: 1-1194 (397 amino acids)
Biological process (GO): tRNA pseudouridine synthesis
Molecular function (GO): RNA binding; pseudouridine synthase activity
Source: RefSeq, a predicted model, not a curated record